AAAAAAAAAAACACUUUCAUACAAGUGGGUUGCCUCCAAGGCAGUUUCUAUACUUACAAGUUAGAAAAUAUCCUCAUAUGGGUACUAAGGAGCUGCAGCUUGGGUUGCAAGAUGAGCACGAGUGCAUAAUUGGCUAUGAUACAGUCUGGAAAGGAAAAGAAAAGGCUUUGGCUGAAUUGUAUGAUUCAUGCCAAGAGAGUUUUCAGCUGUUGUACAAUUGGAGGUCAGGGGUCACGAAGGUUUUCGGUAGACCAUGGCUUGGCAGACAGCAGACUACUACUAGCAACAAAAUCAGUCAUUAAAUCGAUCCGAUCGGUUCACAUCCCGCGAGAUAAUCCAUGGCUGGGUGCUAGGGUUUACGGCUUCCUCCAUUCGCACGCACCCCUGGGCGCUGCGGGCUCGCGGAGCAGGAUCGAUCAGUUCGGAUGGAGGAUGGGGAGACGGAGGAGGCGCAGCGGGACGCGAUCACGGCGAGGAUGCGGGCCCAGGACUACGCGGGCGCGAGGGCGCUGCUGCUGCGGACGCUUCAGACGAACCCCAGGCUGGAGGGUGCCCUGGAGAUGCUCCCGGUGCUCGAGGUCCUCUGCUGCGCCGCCGCCGGCCGUGGGGGCGUGGACUGGUACAGAGUCCUCCAGGUGCUGCCUGUGGAUGACGCCGCCAGGAUCGAGGCGCGCUACAAGAGCAUCGUGGCCCAGGUGGAGCCGGCCAUGGGGGCUCUGCCCGGCGCCGAAUUGGCCCUCAAGCUCGUCGACGAGGCUUACGCGGUGCUGUCUGAUCCAGAGAAGCGAGAGGGGUUUGAUUCGAGCAACGUUUUCACCCGGUUCGUUCGGUCCGGUGUCGUUGAUGCUCCACCGCCCGGUGGCACACUCGUCCGUCCUGACAGGGUGAGCAGCCUUCACACAAACAAGAUUAUGGCGUUAAAUGGUACGAGCAAUGCAGUCUCGCGUACCAACCACGCCGACAGGCCAUGCUUUGAUGGAAGGGAUUCCCGUCUUUCAAAUGUGGCGAGUUCAUCCGGGACUAAGAGGAUGGAUCCUUGCUUUCUUGCUGAUGACGGUGAGUUGCAGUCACCUGAUGGCACUCAUGUUAACAAGGGGCAAAAGAGUGUCAGUGAAAAGGAUGUUUAUUGCAUGUCUCCCUCACAGGAAAACUGGGAUACCUGCUUUGAUGAUCCAUCACAUGCUAAGGAAGAAGAUUUGGAUGCCUGCUUUGAUGAUCCAUCUGGUACCAAAGAAGGUGAGCUAUGCAGUAGCAAGUCGUAUGAAUACCAUAAUUUUGAAGAAGAUCGAGCGAUCGAGAAUUUUGCUCCUGGCCAGGUUUGGGCAGCAUAUGACUGGGGGAGGUUUCCUCGUAGAUAUGCACUGAUUGUUAAAGUACUGACGGAUAAAAUGCAGUUGUAUGUCUCAUGGUUCAUGCCCUGUCCGCAAACUCCUGAAGAGAAGAAAUGGUCCCUUGUGGGGUUGCCAUUGGUUUGUGGAACUUUCGUUGCAGAUGAACACCGAAUCUCGUUAACAUGUCCAACUAUGUUCUGUCACCAAAUUUCCAACAACAACAUGAAUCAAGAUCUUGAAGUGUAUCCACAGGAAGGUGAAAUAUGGGCCAUUUAUAGAAAUUGGGAUAUCGGAUGGUACACUGAUCCUAGGAUGUGGAAGAAUAGUGACUUCUCUAUUGUUGAAAUUCUUACUAGCUAUUCUAAUGAAUCAGGUUACACUGUUGCACAUUUGACAAAGGUGGAUGGUUAUGGAAGUGUUUUCCAGAGGCAUUUUAAGAGUGGAACAGAACAUUUGUUACACAUACAUGGUCAAAAUCUUAUCAUGUUUUCUCACAGGAUCCCUUCUUUCAAAUUUACUCAUGAUGCUGGAACUAUGUUCGAGCUUGAUCAUUCUGCAGUUCCAGAAAAAAUGCACCAAAAAAAUACAUCUGCGUGUAUUUCUCAUUUGUCUGAGCUUUCAGGUUUACCUGAUGACACAGAUGGCUUCCCUGAAACUGCUGUUGCACAAUUCUCAAAUCCUUCAGCAACAAGCAAAAUGGAAGCAGGUUCCCCGACGCAAGCCAUGAUGAGCUACAAUACCAAGUGGUUUCCCAAGGAUUUUCUAGAGGGCCAAAUAUGGGCUGUAUUUGAUUCUCGGGACCGGAUGCCUAGGUCUUAUGUCAGGAUAAUCCAUGUGGUUUCAUCUACUUCAGUUUUUGUAUUGAAGUUGGAACCUCACCCUAUGCUUAAUGAAGAGAUACAGUGGGUUGAAGAUGGUCUACCGGUUGCUUCUGGAGUAUUUCGCGCUGGUACUGAAACUACUUACAAGGAUAUCUGGGAAUUCUCACACCCUGUAGAGUGUGACUGGAGUGCAAAAAGAUCUUUUUACCGUAUAUUCCCCCAAAAGGGGGAAAUAUGGGCAAUGCUAAAAAAUUGGAGGAUCACCUUGAAUACCACUGACAUUGACAAAUGUGAACCUCGCAUGGUUGAGAUCCUCUCGGAAUACUCUGAUGAAAAUGGAGUAAAUGUUUGCAGCUUGGCUCGGGUAAAAGGUUGCUUUACCUUUUUUCAUAGGGUAGCAGUGGAGGAUUUCUGUUUGACAAGGUGGAUUCCAAGGUCUGAAAUGCUCAGCUUUUCCCACCGUGUUCCUGCUUUUGACAUUGUUGACAUCAAAGAUCAUGAUAUACCACAAGGGUCAUGGUAUCUGGAACCAAGUGCCCUUCCUACAAGGAUCAUACAUUAACACAUGUAUAGUAGCAGAAGUAGCCAUAGCCCUAUUGUAAUGAACUAAUGACUCCACCCUUCUCUAUCCCUCCAUUUUGAAUUGUUCUACUUAUCUCCAUUAAUCAUCUUGUACUUACUGACUCAUUUGUGAAGAGAACUGUUUGAUCAACUCUUCAAAAUUCCCAUGUAUGACCAAUUGCAGAUCAGGUCUGACAAGUGUUAAAAUUUGGAAAUGAACUCUUUUACCAUGAAAUACAAAACGAGAAAGUAACGUAACUUAAA
This is a messenger RNA of Zea mays, 2977 nucleotides long. RefSeq names its product DNAJ heat shock N-terminal domain-containing protein. NCBI's taxonomy places the organism in Eukaryota, Viridiplantae, Streptophyta, Magnoliopsida, Poales, Poaceae. The coding region runs from base 426 to 2714 and encodes 762 amino acids. The record is from RefSeq and is a predicted model, not a curated record. The transcript is spliced from 2 exons.